Rotaria socialis is the source of this 1785-nucleotide messenger RNA. The record is from the annotation of a GenBank genome assembly. Lineage: Eukaryota; Metazoa; Rotifera; Eurotatoria; Philodinida; Philodinidae.
AUGAUUAUUAACUAUUCUCUAUGGAAGAUUUUCAUACUAGUACUUUGUUUCAUAAAUUUCACUUAUGUUGCUGGUAAUUAUCGCGAAAAUCUUGCGUUACGUCAUCCAUGCAAUACAAUCAACAAGCGUCUCGAGCCGUACAUUGCAUGGACAGAAAAACUUGCAAGUAGCCAAUACAAAGUUCAACAUGAUGCAUGCGGUCAAAUUGGUGUCGGACCUGCAUGUUGUACAGAAGACAUUGUAAAUUCUUAUGCGACACCACUUGGUGCUGAAUUACAAAGUAUAAUCGAUGGUCAGUUAGAUAAUUUAACAAGUUUACUAACAAUAUCAAAACAGCAUAUCGCUAUUUGGUCAAAUGAAUAUAUUAUUGAAACGCAUCGUUUAACAAUAUCUUCACUUGAAACAUUAUUCGGUACGAAAGAAUAUCAUUCAAAUAUCGAUCAUUCUGUAUCGAAUUUAUUCAAUACUCUAAGUAAUACUCAGUCAUCAGUUGAAGAUGUAUCAAAAUCAACUAUAGAUUUAUUUAAUCAUCUAAUUAUUUCUAUCUACCGUCGAUUUAUAAUUAAUGAUGAUUCAAUUCAACUGGAUGAUGCUUUUCAGAAAUGUCUUCUAAAUAAAGCAUUUAAUAUGGAAGUAUUGCCUAAACAACGUGAAUUACUCUAUAUAUUAACUAGUGCUUCAUCAUUGAUUCAAAUAUUUCUUGCAAUGCUUGUUUAUAUACAAGCUGAUAUUCAACGAUUGCAAAGAACGACAACUAUAGAUUCAAAUCAAUGUAUACAACGUUAUGCAAGAGAAACAUUGUGUCCUAUCUGUGUUAGUAGUACAUCAUCACCAUCGUCGUUUUCUAAUCAAAUAAAUAAUGAUAAUGAUAUUAGCGAAGCUUUAUGUGAAAACGAUUGCCGAUAUAUAAUUAGAACAUGUUUCAAUGAAACAAAUGACCCUUAUUUAGUAUUUGCUUCGAUGGCGAAAAAUUAUUCUGACAUUCUAGAAGAAAUGGAACAAAUUGUCAUUGAACUCAAACUUGUAGAGCGUCUUGCAAAAUUACAUAUCUAUUUAUAUGACAUGGUCGUUAAUACUACUAACAGUCGACAAAUCUAUAUGGAGCUUCACAUGGCUUGUCCAAAUCAAUAUGUUAAAUCGUUCAGUCCCAUUAUUUCAUUGCCACCUGCAAUAACUGAACGCCGUGAACUUGUUUUCCAAUGGAACAAAUCAUUGCAUGUGCUACUGAAAAGAACUCAUUCAUCUAUUCAUAAUCUCGAAGCAAAAUUUACGAAAAAACUAAUGACAGGCAUUUGCUCCAAUGCAAAGUAUGUUUCGAAAUCAGAUGGAUGUACACAAAUCGAUAAGCAAAUUAUUAAUCUCAUUCAAUGGCCACUUCCAUCCAUCUCAAAGCCGAUAUUAAAUGUAAAUAAUGCAGAAUUGACACGAAAUCAACUAGAUGAAUUAAAGAAAAAGAUGAUACCUAUACAACAAAUGACAACAUCACUUCAACCGAAGAAGAAAAUUGCCCUAAUAGAAUACAUACCCGAUUUUGAAUCAUAUAAUGAUGACAUUAGUAUUACGGAUUAUGAUACAGAUUUUUCGACUUCACUUGAAAGUGAUGAUGCUGAUAUUCAAGGAUCACUCAGUGAACGACUUUAUAGUGAAAUCGACGGGCUAACUACACGUCGAUCGAAAGUGACAACAACAAAGAAAAAUUCUCAACAAAAAACUUCGAGCAAAGCUGUAUCGAUAGCAUACAGUUUGCCGAUAUAUCUCACUAUUUUCAUCAUAAAACAACUUUAA